UAAAUACUGAUAUAGGAAAGCCCUAGCACUUGUAUAGACACAUGUGUAGAUUGCCUCGGGCGGUGGUCUAAUAUACAGUCUUUACUGACAACCAGGUCGGUCAUUUCUUGUUUUUCCAUAGAUCGUGUUCGUACUGACAAACGUCUCAAUGAAUUCAGCGUGUGUUGUCUUCGGCGCCAUGUGCGUGUUCGCCCUUUUCUACACGGGAUCAGCUUUAAGGCUUAACUUAUUUGAAUACCCUUGUCCAAUUGGCUGUGCUCAAAGAACAUGUACCCAAUUAGGCUGCACUGCAUGCGUUAGAGGUUACUCUGUGCUUUACAGAAAUGGUAUGAGCAUCUGUGUGACUACUUGUCCCGAGGGCGACUACAAACACCCACUGGGAUUUUGCACAAGAUGUAAUAUCCCGAACUGUCAGGCUUGUACCGACGAGAACACGUGCACGGCCUGUGACAGGGGUUAUGAGCUGGACAGGGGAGAGUGCACGAGGCGGUUCCGGGGCUAAACGGAUGGGCCGUGGGACACGCUCAGGGGGGUUACACCCGUCCAAUACAAUCUCUGCUCUAACUAUUCACCAUUUCCAACCUGAACUUCACGAUACCACACGUUUCCCAAUGUGACUAAAUGCAAAUGUGGAUGCUCAGUUCCUAAGUUUGAAAUAAACACAUAAAUUUCUAUA
Messenger RNA from Liolophura sinensis, 676 nucleotides. Its product is annotated as R-spondin-1-like. The coding region runs from base 149 to 502 and encodes 117 amino acids. The transcript is spliced from 4 exons. NCBI's taxonomy places the organism in Eukaryota, Metazoa, Mollusca, Polyplacophora, Chitonida, Chitonidae. The record is from RefSeq and is a predicted model, not a curated record.